Astrephomene gubernaculifera is the source of this 1173-nucleotide messenger RNA. The record is from the annotation of a GenBank genome assembly. Lineage: Eukaryota; Viridiplantae; Chlorophyta; Chlorophyceae; Chlamydomonadales; Astrephomenaceae.
CUGGAGGUGACGGAGGAGGUGCAGGAGGUGUGUGUGUACGGCCACAGCGACGACGUGUGGGCGGUCGCCUUCCACCCCACCCGCCCGCACUGCGCCGCCACCGCCAGCGACCGGCAGCUGCGGCUGUGGGAUACGGGGGCUCGGCGGCUGGAGCGGCAGGCGGUGGUGGGCUUCGCGGCGCGCUGCGUGGGCUUCUCCAGCAGGGCGCUGGAGGCGGAUGGGGGCACGCACCAUGUGGCGGUGGGGGGAGCCAAGGGGGAGCUACUGGUCCUGCUUGAGUCCAGUCUGCAGCCCGUGCACCGCGCCAAGGACAGCCGCGAGGGCCUCACCGACCUCAAGUACUCCCCCGACGGCCGGCUGCUGGCGGCGGCAACAGCGGACGCGUGGAUCGACAUCUACAACGCGGCGCGCGGCUACCAGCGGGUGCAGAGGUGCAGCGGACACAGCUCCACCAUCCGCGGUAUCGACUGGAGUGUCGACAGCUCGGUGCUGCAGAGCGACUCGGCGGACCUGGAGCUGCUGGUGUGGAAUGCGAGGACGGGCAAGCAGAUCCCCAUCCCCUCCCGCGACAUCUCCUUCGCCACCUACACCCUGCGCCUGGGCUUCCCCGUCAUGGGCAUCUGGCCGGACGGCUCCGACGGAACCGACAUCAACGCCGUGGCUCGCAACCGCCGGGGCGACCUGCUGGCGACGUGCGACGACAGCGGGCUAGUGAAGCUGUUCAGCUGCCCCUGUGUGCUGGAUGAUGCGCCGCACCGGGCGUACCGCGGGCACAGCAGCCACGUGAUGGGGGUGCGGUUCAACUGCGAUGAUAGUCUGGUGGUGUCGGUGGGCGGCUACGACUGGGCCAUGUUCCAGUUCGCGGUGGUGGACCUCGACCCGCCCGCGGAGCACGGACCCGCACCGCCGCAGAAGGUGUGGGGCGCACUGGACCCGGAAGGUCGGUCGUACGGUUGGACCUACACGCCGUACGACGUCCGCGCAGCAGGAGCCGCUGCUGCCGCUGCCGCUGCUGCUGCUGCCAUCGGCACUGCUGCUGCUGGUGCUGCACCCGGUGACGUUAUCAGCUCCCCCCCUGUGCGGCCAGCUCGCGGCGCCGCCGCUGCUGCUGCUGCGGGGCGUUACGCUGGAGGCAGUCCGCCGUCCCGUGAGCCCUCCUCCUCACCACCACCA